Messenger RNA from Miscanthus lutarioriparius, 1917 nucleotides. The record is from the annotation of a GenBank genome assembly. NCBI's taxonomy places the organism in Eukaryota, Viridiplantae, Streptophyta, Magnoliopsida, Poales, Poaceae.
AUGAGGACCCAAAAAAGCCUCCUUCCCCUCCUGCUGCUGUCCGCCGCCGCGCUGCUCGCCGUCGCCGACGCGCUGCUCGCCGUCGCCGACGCGCAGGAGCGCAAGAACUACGUGGUUCAUCUCGAGCCGAGGGACAACGACGACGGCGGCAGCGCCGGUUCGCUGGAGGAGUGGCACCGGUCCUUCUUGCCGGAGGCCACGCUGGACUCGGCGGCGGAUGACGGCCCGAGGAUCAUCCACUCGUACAGCCACGUGCUGACGGGGUUCGCCGCCCGCCUCACCGACGCGGAGGCGGAGACGCUGCGGAGCAAGGAGGGGUGCCUGCGUCUGUACCCCGAGGAGUUCCUGCCGCUGGCGACCACCCAUUCGCCGGGCUUCCUCGGCCUCCACAUGGGCAAGGACGGCUUCUGGAGCCGGUCCGGGUUCGGCCGCGGCGUGGUGAUUGGGCUCCUCGACACUGGCAUCCUGCCCAGCCACCCGUCCUUCAACGACGCCGGGUUGCCGCCGCCGCCCAAGAAGUGGAAGGGCACCUGCCAGUUCAGGUCGAUCGCCGGCGGCGGGUGCAGCAACAAGGUCAUCGGCGCGCGUGCGUUCGGGAGCGCGGCCAUCAACAACACGGCGCCGCCCGUGGACGACGCGGGCCACGGCACGCACACGGCCAGCACGGCGGCGGGCAACUUCGUGCAGAACGCCGACGUGCGCGGCAACGCGCACGGCACGGCGUCCGGGAUGGCGCCGCACGCGCACCUGGCCAUCUACAAGGUGUGCGCGCGGAGCCGGUGCUCCAUCAUGGACAUCGUCGCCGGGCUGGACGCCGCCGUCAUGGACGGCGUGGACGUGCUCUCCUUCUCCAUCAGCGCCACGGACGGCGCGCAGUUCAACUACGACCUCAUCGCCAUCGCCACGUUCAAGGCCAUGGAGCACGGCAUCUUCGUCAGCGCCGCGGCCGGCAACGACGGCCCCACCGCGGGAUCCAUCACCAACGGCGCGCCGUGGAUGCUGACGGUCGCGGCGGGCACCAUGGACCGCGCGAUACGCACCACUGUGAGGCUCGGCAACGGGCAGGAGUUCGACGGCGAGUCGCUGUUCCAGCCCCGGAACAACACCGCGGGGCGCCCGCUACCGCUCGUCUUCCCGGACCGCAACGGCGACCCGGAGGCCCGCGACUGCAGCACGCUGGUGGAGGCCAAGGUGAGGGGCAAGGUGGUGCUGUGCGAGAUCCGCUCCAUCACCGAGCACGUCGAGCAGGGGCAGAUGGUGUCCGCGUACGGCGGCGCCGGCAUGAUCCUGAUGAACAAGGCGGCGGAGGAGCCUGCACCCGAGCUGGUCCCCGCGGCGAUCAAGUCGGCGAUCAUGACUUCGUCGAACACGGCGGACCACGCGGGCGUGCCGAUCAAGGACGAGCAGUACCGGCGGGCGAGCUUCUACAGCAUGGGCGCCGGGUACGUGAACCCGUCCCGCGCCGUCGACCCGGGGCUGGUGUACGACCUCGGCGCCGGCGAGUACGUCGCCUACCUCUGCGGCCUGGGCAUCGGGGACGACGGCGUGAAGGAGAUAACGGGGCGCCGCAUCGCCUGCGCCAAGCUGAAGGCCAUCACCGAGGCGGAGCUCAACUACCCGUCGCUGGUAGUGAAGCUGCUGUCCCAUCCGAUCACCGUCUGCCGCACCGUGACCAACCUCAGGAAGACCAACUCUGUCUACACGGCCGUGGUGGACAUGCCGAAGGGCGUGUCCGUGGUGGUGCGGCCCCCGAUGCUGCGGUUCACCAGGGUGAACGAGAAGCAGAGCUUCACCGUGACGGUGCGGUGGAACGGGCCGCCGGCCGUGGCCGGCGCCGAGGGGAACCUGAAGUGGGUGUCGAGCGAGCAUGUCGUCCGGAGCCCGAUCGUGAUACCGCCGGCCAAGGCCGCCGCGUAG